Messenger RNA from Pelobates cultripes (western spadefoot toad), 236 nucleotides. The record is from the annotation of a GenBank genome assembly. Lineage: Eukaryota; Metazoa; Chordata; Amphibia; Anura; Pelobatidae.
AUGGAAGGCUGGUACACACAGUUUAAACGCAGCACAUCGAAAGAGUUAUUAGGAAUUUGUGGCGGUACCGCCAGCAACAAAGCCAAGUGGGUCAUAAUCAGCGAACUGAUGGAACUAGACCAGGAGAACUUGGCCGCGGCAACCCCGACCGUUCGGGAAAACGAAAUGGAGAUCAACAGAGAGAUUAGGGAACGAUUGGCACUGUUCGGGCCAAACCCAUAUCCUGAAAUCAUAAU